Brachypodium distachyon (stiff brome) is the source of this 696-nucleotide messenger RNA. Its product is annotated as thioredoxin H1. NCBI's taxonomy places the organism in Eukaryota, Viridiplantae, Streptophyta, Magnoliopsida, Poales, Poaceae. The coding region runs from base 117 to 473 and encodes 118 amino acids. The record is from RefSeq and is a predicted model, not a curated record. Gene Ontology annotation, molecular function: protein-disulfide reductase activity. The transcript is spliced from 3 exons.
CGGCGCCGCCGAGAAAGCAAAUCCAACAGAUCAAAUCCCCCACGACAAAGAAAAAAAAAACCUUAUUCACCGAACCCCCCACUUUGAUCUCUCUCGCCCAGGACACGAAAUCAGGAAUGGCGGCCGAGGAGGGAACCGUGAUCGCGUGCCACACCAAGGCCGACUUCGACGCCCAGAUGGCCAAGGGCAAGGAGACCGGGAAGCUGGUGAUCAUUGACUUCACUGCUUCCUGGUGUGGUCCUUGCCGCACCAUAGCCCCAGUCUUCGUUGAGUACGCGAAGAAGUUCCCUGGUGCCAUCUUCCUGAAAGUAGAUGUUGACGAGCUGAAGGAAGUUGCAGAAGCAUACAAGGUUGAGGCAAUGCCAACCUUCCUGUUCUACAAGGGUGGCGAGAAGGUCGACACUGUUGUUGGUGCCAGGAAGGAUGACAUCCAGACCAAGAUCGUGGCCCUCACUGGUUCUGCAUCCGCCUAACAAGGAAACGAAAAGGCGAUACUGUUAUCAAUAAUGGCCAGGAUCUGGUGUAGUGGUUAUCGUUGUUCAUCUGCUUGGCUUAGUUGUAACCAAAGUUUGUGUUGAUUCAGUUUAGAGUUUGGGACUUCAGAUGUGUCGUGAUGGAUGAUUUGGAAUUUCUGAUGUUUUGAUACAGUCGCUUAUGUGGAAGUUUGGUUCUGAGUUUUUGACUACUUUGUCUGAA